Messenger RNA from Stegastes partitus (bicolor damselfish), 4627 nucleotides. RefSeq names its product valosin containing protein (p97)/p47 complex interacting protein 1 (gene vcpip1). The record is from RefSeq and is a predicted model, not a curated record. Gene Ontology annotation, molecular function: cysteine-type deubiquitinase activity. Lineage: Eukaryota; Metazoa; Chordata; Actinopteri; Pomacentridae. The transcript has 3 exons. The coding region runs from base 133 to 3657 and encodes 1174 amino acids. Gene Ontology annotation, biological process: protein K48-linked deubiquitination; endoplasmic reticulum membrane fusion; Golgi reassembly.
CGUGUUGUUCUUGUGUUAUUCUGGCAAAUAAACUCUCGUUAGCGGCGUCAAGGCUCGUCUGACAUCCCCGCCGGAGUGUGACUAUCAUGGUUUUGUGAAGCUAACGGACAGUUUCAGCUUUUUUCAGCCGAGAUGUCGCUGCUGCAGAGCUCAAAGAAAAAAGACAAGCGUAUUUUGUCGGGUACCUGCCCAGACCCGAAAUGUCAGGCGAGGCUUUUCUUCCCCGCUCACGGCUCCAUUAGCAUCGAGUGCACCGAGUGUGGUCAGCGACACGAGCAGAAGAACCUGCUGAAUGUUGAGGAGGUGACUGAUCCAGAUGUGGUGCUUCAUAAUCUGCUCAGGAACGCCCUGCUCGGCGUCACCGGGGCCCCGAAGAAAGGGACAGAGCUGGUGAAGGUAAUGGGGCUUUCUAACUACCACUGCAAGCUUCUAUCCCCGGUGCUCACCAGGUACGGAAUGGACAAACAAACCGGCAAAGCCAAGCUGCUCAGAGAAAUGAACCAGGGUGAGAUGUUCGACUGCUCGCUGCUAGGAGACAGAGCCUUUCUCAUUGAGCCAGAUCAUGUGUCCACCAUGGGGUACGGCAAGGACCGGUCAGGGAGCCUCAUAUACCUCCAUGACACUCUGGAGGAGGUCAAGAAAGCCAAUGGCAACAGAGAGUGUCUCAUCCCAGUCCACGUAGAUGGAGAUGGGCACUGCCUGGUCCACGCCGUGUCCCGAGCGCUGGUGGGCAGAGAACUGUUCUGGCAUGCCCUAAGAGAGAACCUGAAACAGAACUUCAAGCAGAACUUGGACCGCUACAAGGCCCUCUUUCAGGACUUUAUUGAUGCUGCAGAGUGGGAGGACAUCAUUAAUGAGUGCGACCCCCUGUUUAUCCCACCUGAAGGGGUGCCGCUCGGACUGCGCAACAUCCACAUAUUCGGCUUAGCCAACGUCCUCCACCGACCCAUAAUCCUGCUGGACUCCCUGAGUGGGAUGAGGAGUUCUGGAGACUAUUCAGCCACCUUCCUGCCUGGCCUGGUGGCUGAGGAGCAGUGCAGGGGGAAAGAUGGGAAGCUCAACAAACCCAUCUGCAUUGCUUGGAGCAGCUCCGGCAGGAACCACUACAUCCCCCUGGUAGGAAUCAAGAACACGGUGCUGCCCAAGCUGCCGGCCCGCUUGCUGCCAAAGGCCUGGGGUGUCCCUCAGGAGCUCAUCAGGAAGUACAUCAAGCUCGAGUCAGACGGGAGCUGUGUGAUUGGCGGCGACCGAAGCUUGCAGGAUAAAUAUCUGAUGAGGCUGGUCAACGCCAUGGAAGAGGUUUUCAUGGAGAAGCACAGCAUCCACCCAUCGCUGGUGGCAGAUGUGCACCAGUAUGUCUACAGACGGACCGGUGUGAUCGGCAUCCAGCCCGAGGAGGUGACGGAGGCAGCUAAGAAGUCAGUGAUGGAGAACCGGCUGCACCGCUGCCUGAUUUGCGGCGCCCUCUCUGAGCUCCACGUCCCUCCAGAGUGGCUGGUUCCUGGUGGAAAGCUCUACAACUUAGCCAAAUCCACACACGGCCAACUGCGGCCAGACAAGAACUACAGCUUCCCCCUCAACAAUGUGGUCUGCUCAUAUGACACUCAGAGAGACGUCCUGGUCCCAGAUUACAAACUGAGCUCCCUCAACACCUGCAACUGGUGUCAUGGCACAUCAGUCCGCCACAUCCGGGGAAACGGGUCGGUGGUUUACCUUGACGGGGACAGAACAAACACACGCUCUCAGGGUGGGAAGUGUGGGUGUGGCUUCAAGCAUUACUGGGAAGGGAAGGAGUAUGACAACCUGCCUGAGGCCUUCCCCAUUACGCUGGAGUGGGGGGGUCGGGUGGUGCGGGAGACAGUGUACUGGUUCCAGUAUGAGACUGACUCGGCACUGAACAGCAAUGUGUAUGAUGUGGCUAUGAAGCUGGUCACUAAGCACUUCCCAGGGGAGUUUGGCAGCGAGAUCCUGGUGCAGAAAGUGGUGAACACCAUCCUGCAUCACACCGCCAAGAAGAACCCGGAUGAAUACAACCCAGUGUCCAUCGACGGGGCUCACGUGCAGCGUCUCACCGACACCACAGAGAUUCAGCAGGUGGCAGAUCCCCAGCCUCCCACUAAGAUCAUCCUGACAGGUCAGAAAGCAAAGACACUUCACAAAGAGGAGCUGACUAUGAGCCGGGCGGAGCGCAGCAUCCAGCAGAGCAUCAGCGAGCAGGCCUUCGUCACUCAGAAGCGACGGACUGACAAACUGAAACAGGAGCAGAAAGGCCAUGGCCGGACAUCUUCCCCUGGUGGAUCUCCAGAAACCUCCUCCUCCUCAGCUCCAGCCACACCCACCAAAUCCUCCUCCCCAUCUUCAUCGAAUAAGGAGAAGAAGAUCCGUGUCACCACCAGUGACGGCAGGCAGGCCAUGCUGAACCUGCAGGCCCACACCACCUUUUCAGAGCUGCAGAGGAGCAUCACCAACCAGUUUGGUGUGCCACCAGCGCAGCAGUGCAUUCGCUACGGCUUCCCUCCCAAAGAACUGAUCCCCCCGAAGGACGGUGAGGAGAACGAGCCGGUGGCACUGCAGCACGGCGACAGGGUGACGGUGGAGAUACUUAGGGGCCCCGAGGACAAGAGUCCCGCGUCCUCCAUACCCCGAGCCUCCAGCUCGCAUUCCGGCCUGCACUCGGUGAAGAGCGAGGAUGCCGUGGCGUCCAGCAGGAUGAGCAGCCGGGAACUCCAGGACAGCAUCGACCUUGAGAUGUCCUCCCUCUGUCUCCUAGCAACUUUGAUGGGUGAAGAUGUUUGGUCGUAUGCAAAGAAGCUUCCGCACUUAUUCCAACAGGGUGGCGUCUUCUACAACAUCGUCAAGAAAGACAUGGGCCUGAUGGAUGGGAAGCACUGCACGCUGCCUCACCUGGCAGGGAAAACCUUCGUUUACAACGCAGCAGAGGAGCGUCUGGAGCUCUGUGUGGACGCAGCCGGUCACUUCCCCGUCGGCCCUGAAGUGGAGGAGCUGGUAAAGGAGGCGCUCGUCCAGCUGCGCUCGGAGGCGGCAUCCAGGGGCAGCAGAGAGGGGAGUCCGUCCCACGGCGUGCUGCGACUGGGCAGCGGUGGCGUUGUCCGCAAGAAGGAGCAGCUGCAGAGUGUCACUGCCUUCCAGGGUAAAGGCCACUCUCUGGGCAGCGCAGGAGGCUCCUCCCCUCCCGAACACCGGCCUAUCACACGCCAGCACAGCAGCGGCGUGGACCUGAGCGCCAGCGUUUCCCGAGGACCCCCAGACCUGUCGGACAUCCCCGAGGACGCCACUAGGGAGCUGGUCCGCAUGGCUCCGGGUUUCGUAACUAUGAAGGAUGGUCGCGGCCUGGACCCCAGCCUGAUGGAGCAGCAGCGGAGGAAGCUGCAGGAAAUGGUCUCGUCCAUCCAGGCCUCCAUGGAGCGCCACCUGAGAGAGCAACAGAGCACUACUGCCACAGGGGGCGGGGCCAGCCAGGACCGGACAGGUGGCACUAAGAAGGCCACGAGCCAGCCAGCGACUACAGCUGAACCUGUAGCUGCAGCGGUCGCGACAGCAGCCAGCAAACCAGAGGAGAAGGUCGAAGAACCAGAGGAGAUGGAUAGCCAGGAUGCCGGGCAGAGCAACACCACUGAACCCAUGGAUCACUCCUGAUCAGUCCUGAGCCCCAGCACCACCCCGCCCCCGCCCCGCCUGGCCGCCAUCUGUGGGUCAUAACGCCUCAGGUCGGAUCCUAAAGCUUUGGUCUUCAUCGUGUUGCGUUGUCUUUACUGCAUGACUAAAGAGCGGGUCGACCGUCCUCUCCACUGCAGACUCCAGGUGGGACAAUAAUCAGUAAGGUGAUAUACUGCAACACACUGUCUGCGAUACAUCAAUAAUACUCACAGAUCAAUACUGAAGCUGUGGCUGUGUGUGUGUGUUUACACUGUAUGCACUUUGCUACCCACCCUCAUCUCAGCUGUCGACGCAACUCCAUAAGUAGUCAAAACAGUAAAGGAUUGGUUCCGGCUUUUAAAUAAGUUACUUUGCCUCGUUGGAAUAAGUUUUUCUCUUCAGUUGAUGAAGUAUUGUAAACGACUGUCUUGCAGUAUAUCGCAGUCAUCUGUGCGGUGACAGGAUUGUAUCUUUAGCUCCUUGAUUCCCACCUGCAGACAUGUAAUCCUCUCGCUAUUAACAAGCACCGACAUCCGGGGAGGACAAACCGGUCAGAUUCCUGUGUGAGACGCAUUCCUGUAGAUAGAAGAAUCCUCUGAGUCUUAAUCGGCCACCAGGAGGAGAUCUGCUGGCCGCCGGCAGCGUAGCGGUCUGCAACCAUGCUUCCGUCAAAGUGCACGCUCUGAAAUGUGCACCGGCCUCCGUACGCAUCAACGCCUUCGUCAAUGAAAUCUGCUUUUCCACCGUCUGUUUGUCUGUCUGAGGAGCGCAGAGAGAACUCUGGAUCUGUGUUUGCUUGAUUGUCUGACUCCUUCUUGACCUGAGAUGUAAUAUUCUGCCCCUCUAACAGUCACCACUUCAAGUUCAAUGUUACAGAUGAAAACAGUGUCAUGGAUUUGACGCUUCAGACCAACCUGCACCCCGGAGAGGUAGUAAAUGCAAUUUUUGAGGAUUAAAAAUUAAAGAGUGA